This is a messenger RNA of Auanema sp. JU1783, 471 nucleotides long. NCBI's taxonomy places the organism in Eukaryota, Metazoa, Nematoda, Chromadorea, Rhabditida, Rhabditidae. The record is from the annotation of a GenBank genome assembly.
AUGUCCACUUACUGGCUGAAAAACUUCAUCGGCUUGCGCCAGUCUGAGUUUGAACUUCUAAAAGUUCCUAAUCCUGGUGCGGAGUUUUGUAUUCAUGUUGCUUUCCGUUCAAUUCAAACCGGAGCUGUUCUCGGUUCCAUUUUUGGACCCCUGUCCGCCAAGUUGUUUUCCAACAAGAUUGAAACUUCCAAAACACUUACGAAAUCUUUCGUCGAUGGUGGAAUUAACGGAGCCAUAGCAGGAGCCUUACUAGCUGUACCGUUGACCUACAUUUCACUAUGUAAUAUGAACUCUGUUCAACUUUAUGACAAGUGCUAUCGCGCCAGGUUCGAUCGCACUCAGCUAAUGCAAGAUCGAACCAGUUUUGUGUUCGCCACUCUUGGAUAUCUGUCAAGCGGAAACGUUGGCUUUGUCGUUGGGUUAGACCUAUCCAUGUUACUAACCAAUGUUCUUGACAAAACUUGGAGAUAA